Messenger RNA from Hevea brasiliensis (rubber tree), 1302 nucleotides. RefSeq names its product receptor-like protein 9DC3. Bases 1 to 1302 code for a protein of 433 amino acids. The transcript has 2 exons. Gene Ontology annotation, molecular function: protein binding. Lineage: Eukaryota; Viridiplantae; Streptophyta; Magnoliopsida; Malpighiales; Euphorbiaceae. The record is from RefSeq and is a predicted model, not a curated record.
AUGUCUUUGGUCGCACCUAGUUCCUUGAUGAAUUUAUCUUCUUCUUUGGCAUCUCUCAAACUCGUGUCAUGUAAGUUGCAAGGGAAAAUCCCAUAUAUGAGUCAUUUAUCUAAGUUGGCUUUGCUUGAUCUCUCUAAUAAUCAUCUGACGCUAGAAACAAUGACUUUUGAGAAGCUUGUUCAAAAUCUAUCCAAGUGGAGAGAAGUCAACUUGAAUGGUGUAAACAUGUCUUUAGUUGCACUUAGUUCCUUGAUGAAUUUGUCAUCUUCUUUGGCAUCUCUCAAACUCGAGUACUGUGGUCUGCAAGGAAAAAUCCUAGACAACGUAUUUCAACAACCAAACCUCCAAUUGCUCGAUUUAUUGGGAAAUGAAGGUCUCAAUGGUUCCUUACCUAGGCAUGAUUGGAAUAAUUCUCUCCAGUCCUUGUCUCUUUCUAGAACAAAGAUUCAAAUACAUUUAGAACAUGACUUUAUCAGUAAUUUAAAGUCUGUGGAAACUUUGGAUCUCAGUGCCUGCAACUUUGAAGGUUCAAAUUUGGAAUUGUUUGAUAAGUUGACCCAACUCAUUGAGUUGCGCCUCUCUCAUAAUAAUUUCAGUGGUCAAAUUCCAUCUUCACUUGAAAAUCUUAAGAAACUCUUGGAAUUAGACCUCUCUCAUAACAAUUUCAAUGGAAAAGUCCCUUCUACAAUAUGCAAGCUGAAAUCUCUCCAUAUUCUUGGCUUGUCAAGCAAUUGUUUGAAUGGCAUCAUCCCACAAUGUUUGGGAAAUUUUAGCAACGCCUUUUCGAUGUUGCAUUUGGGCAUGAACAAUUUCCAAGGAACCAUUCCUGAACCAUUUUCAGUGGGCUGCAGCUUGAGAUAUUUGAAUUUCAAUGGCAGUCAAUUGCGAAAGAGAGUCCCACUGUCCAUCUCCAAUUGUAAAAUUUUGGAAAUCUUAGAUCUUGGCAACAAUCGUAUAGAUGGCACAUGUCCUCAUUUUCUGGAAACUCUUCCUGAGUUGCAAGUUCUAGUGCUCCAAUCCAAUGAACUCCAUGGUAUGGUGAAAGGAUCCUCUACCAAUUACUCGUUCUCAAAGCUACAAAUUUUUGACCUCUCCAAUAACAUGCUUAGUGGGCCUUUACCUGCAGAGUAUUUCAAUAAUUUCAAAGCAAUGAUGAAUGUUGAUGUGAAAAUGAAAUACAUGGGUUCACCAAAUUAUAAUUAUGAUUAUUCAGCGAGUCUGACGCUCAAAGGAUUGAAGAUUGAAUUGGUGAAAAUUCAAACACUUCUCACAACCAUUGAUUUGUCAAGAAACAAACUAUGA